Messenger RNA from Strigops habroptila (Kakapo), 3445 nucleotides. RefSeq names its product THAP domain containing 1 (gene THAP1). The record is from RefSeq and is a predicted model, not a curated record. Gene Ontology annotation, molecular function: sequence-specific DNA binding. NCBI's taxonomy places the organism in Eukaryota, Metazoa, Chordata, Aves, Psittaciformes, Psittacidae. The coding region runs from base 513 to 1247 and encodes 244 amino acids. The transcript has 3 exons.
CAGCGCGGGCACGGCUCCCGCCGGCCUCUGCAGCACCGGCUCCCCGCCGCGGCCGGCGGGUCUCCGCAGAGCCAGCCUCCCGGCCGCGCUCCGGCCCCGCGAGGGGACACAGGAGGUCGGGCCGGGCCAGGCCGGGUGGGAGGAAGCGGCCGUUAGGCACCGCUGGCGCCGCUGCCCAGAUGUGGUGUCCGGGGGCGGGUGAGGCGGUUGGGCGGGCUCGCAGGCAGCGUCCCGAUUGGAGGAUUCGCGGGGCGGCCCCGCCCCCUCGCUACGGCUCGCCAAUGGGCGAGCGCGGCGCGUGCCACCACCGCGAGAGUUGCGCUGAAGCUGGCGCCGCCAUAUUGGAGUCGGGAGAGGCCGCGUCCCCUUCUCUGCUUCUCGGAGGGUCACGGGAGGGGGGGGGGGGGGGGGCUGGGAGGGCUGAUGGGAGGAUGCGCGUUCGGCGGUGAAUUAACGGGUCCCGGGAGCCCGUCCCCCCGCCGCUGUGCGGCGGCCAGCGCGGGGCAGGGAGGAUGGUGCAGUCCUGUUCCGCCUACCGCUGCCGGAACCGAUACGACAAAGAGAAGCCCAUCUCCUUCCACAAGUUUCCUCUUACGAGACCUGAUCUUUGCAAAAAAUGGGAGGCUGCUGUUAAAAGGAAAAACUUCAAACCGACCAAGUACAGCAGCAUUUGCUCAGAGCACUUCACUCCUGACUGCUUUAAAAGGGAAUGCAACAACAAGCUUCUGAAAGAAAAUGCCGUGCCCACGAUAUUUUGUUACACUGAACCUAGCGAAAAGCCUGAAGAAUUUGCAGAACAGCCAGAAGAUCCACUACCGCCUCGCCCACUGCCGCCGCCACUGCCACCGCCGCCACCACCUCCACCACCAGCAGCUCCAGUACUACCACCAUCUCCAUCAACUCCUUCUUUUCAUCUGUCUCAGAUAGAUGCCAGAUUAGUCGAUCCAAGUAUUGGAUUAUUGAUGCCUCCUCUCCAGACCCCUAGCAAUCUCGCUGUUUUUUGUGAUCACAACUAUACCGUAGAGGAUACAGUUCAUCAACGAAAACGAAUUCAGCAGCUGGAGGAGCAAGUUGAAAAACUGCGGAAGAAGCUCAAGACAGUGCAGCAGCGAUGCCGGCGUCAGGAAAAACAGAUUGAAAAACUGAGAGAGGUUGUUCAGUUUCAGAAAGAAAAAGACAUAUUGGCAGGAAAAGGCUAUGUGAUUCUACCCAAUGACUAUUUUGAAGUUGUAGAAGUACCUGCCUAGAAGUCACAAACAUCAGUUUUCACUUUGCUAGGCCAAGAAAUUUAGUUUGAAAACUAAAUGCUCUCUAAUUCUGUGCACAAGACUCUCCAGAAUUCUAAGACAGUAAAUAUGCAGUCAUACAAACAAGAUUACAAUUGUUCUUCAUGGUCAUUUCCGUUCGAUACACUUCGAAAGUGCAAGCAUCUCAGAAUUAGAAUGUGCAUUUAGUUUACAAAAUCUGAAUUGCUUUACAGAAGGAAAGGAUGCAAUGGUCAAUACAUUUAAACCCAGGGUUUUGAUUUGUGUUCUUGCUUUGUUUUGUUUUUGGUUUUAUGUUCUGUUUGGGUUUUUCGUUUGUUUGUUUGUUUUUUUACAGUGGCUGUUUUAUGCUUACAGGGAUUGGGGAACUGAAUCUGGCUGAGAGUGAAGUUGAGGUUGUUAUAUGCUUAGUUCAAAGCUUUGUCAAGGCAUUUAAUGUUGGCUUUGGUGAUCCCCAGGAAGUAGUUUUCACUGAUUUCAGAAGGAGCAGAAUUAGGGCAGCUAAGAAUACCUGCAAGUGCUGCAGAAAAAUAGAGGAAGUUAAGAUAGACAUUUCAGCCUGGGAAAACUUCCAACCUCAGUUUGCUAUGCCUUCGAAGCGCUGCAAAAAGUCUAAUUCCCGGAUGCCUUUGGUGAGGUAUGUAAAUGAACCUCUUAUUUUGGAGUAACCUUUCACCAUGUGUAUGUUGUGAGGGACAUGAGGAGAAUUUAUGGCAUAGCUGACGUAGAAGAGGCUUUUGUUUUGAGGGCACUUAAAAAACACUCCUGAAGUGCAGUGCCGCACUGAACAUACGUGUUAUUGGACUGUUGGCUGGAUCAAGAAGGCAGUGUACUGUUUUGGAGUGGCUGCUUUUCAAAAGUACCUUGAUAAUAUACAGUCCCCAAUAUGUUGCAGUGUGACAUUCCUACUGUAAUGGGUGGAAGGUUGCCCUCGUCCUUGAAAUUGUUCUUAACUCUCAUCUCAAUCAUGUGUAGCUUCAGGAAAGGAAGUUUUUUUAUCUUAUCCAGGUGUCAGGCAUUUGUGACUUCCAUUGCAGUAUGCUGUGGGUUUUCCCUUGCUCUCUCAGUGGUCCCUCCCCCUCCUCCCCAAAAGGUAUCCACCAAAGGGCAGUAACGGAAUUAGACUUUGGGAGCUGCUUGGUGCUAGACUGGUUUUUAAUAUCUCAAAUGCUGCUGCCUCUCCUUUAGCCUUAUUAAGACUCUUUAUAAAAGUGAAUUUAGCAUGACAAAGUAGUGAAGCAGUUUGCACUUACUGUCUGAUAAUUUAUUUAGUCAAUGAACUCAUUCAAAAUCAGAGAAAAUGGUAUCAUGCUAACCCUGUUGUAGCCUUCACAGCUGAAAUUCCUGGGUAUAUUAGACACAAGACUAAUUAGACUUUUCUCAGUCCGUGUCAAACUUGUCUGUAGCGUGGAUUCUAGCUCUGAUACUAAUCAAGGCCUAUUCAUGAUGGCUUUAAAAGCUUCCGUUACUAUCCUGUUAGCACAACAUCUUGAAAUGUUUUGAACCAGUCUUUAUACUUCUGACCUCACUCAUGCCACAUGUCUGCUUUCCCAUUUCAUAGACUUAAGAUGAACAAAAUUGCUGGUGCAUCCUUUUGUGUACAUUUAUGAUACAUGAUUAAAAAUAAAAAGCAAAUGGUGUGUUAGAUUUUUAACUACUCUUUCUCCUCUUUUCCCAGGACUUUGCCAGAACUAGCUUGACAUUUUGUGAUUUGUUUUUUUUUCUAAAGUAGCUCCCUGGUUGAGAUGCUGGGUUUUUCUCACAGCAUUCCCAAGUCUUGUUGCUGUUACGCUUUAUACUUAAAAUAAACUUGAAAAUGUUCAAAUUCAAAAAGUGACAAGGAAAAGACGUUUACACAACUGUUGCUAUGCUUUUGGCAUGUGUGGCCACAUAGCAGAUUGUUUCUGUUUUCUAUGCAAUAAUACCCUCUCUUCUUACUCUCUGGGAAUUUAAAGUGUGACUUCCUGAAGGAGGGCAGGUUGCUGCAAUACCGCACCCCUGCGGCUGGGGUGCUCCAGCCAUUCCACUCUUCCUCCUGCCAUGUUGUUGUGCACUGCCGUCACCACCCUUCUUAUUUGUACCAGUUCUGGUGCUGGGUGCAUCCUUCCGUGGGCAACUCAGCUCACUAAAGCAGCAGGUUUGGCUUGUAGUGGAGAGACAGAGGAAGAUCAGUGGUGUCA